ACACAUUUUGUGGUUCCCUUCCCCAGAUCGAGCUUCCUCACUCUCCAUGGACUCAACAUACGGAAGCGCCUUCGUAGGGCUCAUCGUCAGCGCCACUUUGUAUGGCGCUACGAUUCUGCAGGCAUAUCUUUACUACAGGAAUUAUCCCAAGGAUACAUACUUCCUCAAGCUUCUGGUCUUCGCAUUAUGUAUUUUUGACACCAUCCAGCUGGUUCUCUGCGUAACCGCGAUGUACUGGUAUCUGAUUACGAAUUACGACAAUCCUCCAGCACUUAGUCGCUUGACAUGGAGCAUGGAGCUGCAAACUGAUUGUAAUGGAGUUAUCGCGCUAUUGGUCGAAUGCUUCUUUGCUCGAAGGGUUUGGUUGAUGUCUUCUAACGUGUAUCUGGUGACCGUCAUCGUCAUAUUGGCUGUCGUACACUUUGUUUUGGGUAUAGUUUUUACGAUCGACAGUUUUCAACUGGUGUCCAACACAGAAUUUGGAAAUUUGAUUUGGGUGACAAGCGCAGGAAUCGGGAGUGCAGCAGCGGCAGAUGUUAUCAUUGCCGGAGCUUUAUGCUUCUAUCUUUCUAAAAGUCGAACAGGGUUCAAGAAGACUGACUCUCUCAUAUCGACGUUGAUCGUAUACAGUCUGACCACCGGAUUGAUCACUAGCUUUAUUGGGAUCGUCAUAGUAGUUACGUUUGCUACCAUGCCUAACGACUAUAUUUGGCUUGCGUUCUUCUGGAUAGAUGGAAAGUGCUAUGUAAACUCCUGCUUGGCUGCCCUCAAUAGUCGGGAAUCAUUACGUGAAAAAGCAUCACCUCAAGAUGGGAGCUUUCUUCAACUUUCAAGGGUCACAGCGAAUGGUACACAUAUAACUAGCACUGAGUCCAGGUCUGACGGUACUCGUUUAGCUAUCACAGUCCACACCGACACAGUUUUCAAAACAGAUUAUACUGAUCCAUCGCCGUCAUCAGAGUUCUCUGUCUUGGAACGAAAGUCGGGCUCUAUUCUGGAUAUACUCAUCCUUGUAUCCGAACAAUCUACCCCAGAUUCCCCUCGAAUCCUCGUAACCGCUAUUGAGGCCUGCGUAUACAAUGUGCCUUCUACAUCGUGCGCAAUAUUGUACAUCUCGAAGGUCGAUUCGACUGGUCAAUGCACCUCUCCUUCACCGACCGCCACACUUGUUCGAGCGCUUUUGUUGUACUACGGGGAUCAAGCCACUCGACCAGUAGCUGCAGAUCACCUUUGGAUUCAACUAUUUGCUCGAGCCCAAUCUCAGUACCUUUUCCCCAACUCUGCGGAUUUCUCAGGAAAACAUCCCCUCGGGGACGUCCAGCUUUGUGGAUGGUGGAAACGGGUCUUUACUGAUGCGGCCCUCGAAUUAGAAUCCUGCAGCAAAGGAUCUAUGGCACCACUCAUCAGAUUAUUUUAUGUCCUUCCCGGUUAUAGUGAGAUUGAGGCAGAGCAUUCUCUGAAGCCUGUCAAUGUUGCACGUCCGGUGACUCACAACUAUCAGUGGACAUAUGGGCAUCCCUAUUCCCAGACCGAAAUUCCCUUACCUUGCCCGAGGAAUGAUAUUGAUACCGAUGUGCCUCGGAAUUUGGGACAAUUCAUUCCGUCUUUUGACGACGAUCCGAAAUCGCGAUUUAUGGACGAGAUAGCUUAUACUACUGGUCCUGAAGGCAUCAAAUCACCUCCAAGAAAGCGUGCACGAGCAUCAUCUUCAGCCUCACACGAAGAAGGUCACAAGUUAAAUGUAACCGUGUCCAACGAUGGUGAUGACAAUGGCGAGAGAAGAGACAUCCACAUUGAGAAGGAUGACCGGCCUCUUGGAGAGCUCGGAAAAGUAUCAGUGGAUGAAUUUUGGGAGAGAAUGUCUUUUCGUCAGGAGUGCGUCGCGGGUGCAGUCACAGGCUUUUUUGCACUUGGGGCGACCUCAUCUCGGAAUGAUCCUGAUGAGCGUUCCGCAGUCUCACCUCUUAAACCACAACCUGGACAGGUGUCUUCCAAGAUGAACAAGCGCGUUAUCACCUCACUCAUGACAGGCGUUGAGUUCUCUACCAGAGAGCGCGCCAUACGCGCAACAGAAUUGAUAGAGGGCACAAUACGAGGCCUUUGUGAAGGAAUCUCGGUCGUUCCAGCUCCCGUUAUUCAUGCCCCUCGACCCAGGCCCCCGACAAGUUCAUCAGGGCGCGGUCUCACCAACGCCGAGCACGACAUUUCUCUUCUUGCACCCCCUCGUACUCCUCCUCGUAUGGCCAGCGGAAAACGGAUCGUACCUGAUGUUUCUCCAAAUCCAUUCCCGGAACCAGAGACAUCGCUAGAGACCUAUCAAUCAUUCAUAUACGGCUCCGUGAAUAUCAGCAAUCCAAUUCUGCAAAACAAAGAUGCCUUGAACGAGAACAAGGCCACAUCAACACCGCCUGUGACCAUCUUGACCGUCCGGAGAAAGAAAAAAAGACAAGGAUGA
Molecule: messenger RNA, 2455 nt
Organism: Lentinula edodes (shiitake mushroom)
Lineage: Eukaryota; Fungi; Basidiomycota; Agaricomycetes; Agaricales; Omphalotaceae
Product: histone acetylation protein-domain-containing protein
Exons: 25
Coding region: 47-2455 (802 amino acids)
Cellular component (GO): nucleus
Molecular function (GO): histone H3 acetyltransferase activity
Source: RefSeq, a predicted model, not a curated record